AUGUCUGGUACAGGCAGCAGUGAUUCUAGCGUUAUGAGCGAGAAGAAGAAACCUGCGCCGCUCAUGACAAGCAAAUAUGUACCGUCGACGGAACAACAAUCAAGCCAUCUGGCCCCGAUGAAGCCUUUAGCCAUGCCGUCGCCGCUCUCUCCAGCUUUCAGGUCUCCAGGCCAACUGAGGCCUCUCAUGACGCCAUCCGGACUCCCCUCUAGUCCAGCAUACGGCUUUCAGGCACCGCAGCCACCCCCAUACCUACAGGCAGACCCCCCAUCUCCCGCCUACAGUCAAUCCUCAUUUGUGCCCCUAAACUCGUUAAAGAAAGAUGAGGCGCAUCCUAUGGACCUUCAGCCCCCACGGAUCGGUCAGAGUCCCUAUGGUAACGGGAACAUGGUCAACGGCAGCACUUAUAGCAUCUACAACUACUCGACCGACUGGAUCCCGAUGCAGCCUCCGACCCCAAGAAAUGGUGGGUUUGGUAUCAGCAGCACUGGACUGCCGAUUACGGCAGCAGAUGCUGAGGCAGAGACCUUGGCACUGAAGAAGCGAAAGAGGCUCAGAAUGUUGAUUUUCUGUGGUGUUCCAGCGGUGGCGGUUCUGAUCGCCCUGACAUUGGGCGUUAUUUUUGGCUUUAUGCGAUACGGAUCCGGCGGCAGCCCUUGA
Messenger RNA from Pyricularia pennisetigena, 660 nucleotides. RefSeq lists its product as uncharacterized. The transcript has a single exon. NCBI's taxonomy places the organism in Eukaryota, Fungi, Ascomycota, Sordariomycetes, Magnaporthales, Pyriculariaceae. The record is from RefSeq and is a predicted model, not a curated record. The coding region runs from base 1 to 660 and encodes 219 amino acids.